Messenger RNA from Planococcus citri (citrus mealybug), 825 nucleotides. RefSeq lists its product as uncharacterized. Bases 162 to 659 code for a protein of 165 amino acids. NCBI's taxonomy places the organism in Eukaryota, Metazoa, Arthropoda, Insecta, Hemiptera, Pseudococcidae. The record is from RefSeq and is a predicted model, not a curated record. The transcript is spliced from 5 exons.
AUCUUACUUUGAAUUUACAAUAGAAAACGUCGUUCAUAUAAUACUGCGUGUUGUUUUUCUAUAGUUCUUUCUUGCCUCAUUAGCAAAAGCUAGGCAUCUAUCACGUAUUUACAUAUACAAAUAAAAUUAAAUUUUCGUACAUUUCUCAACAUCGCAUAAGAAUGGCGCGGUAUGCUCUGAUUCCAUAUAUGGUAUUCGUGUUAUAUUCAGCCACAUCCUUUGGAUGGACCGAUAAUGUCUACGACCUCAAAAAUAAUACGGCUUUUAUAUUCCCGUAUCAACUAAACGUUUCCAUCUAUUGCUCUGAUACAAGUGAAGUCGAGUGGAAAAUAGACUCUACUGAUCAAACCACAAAUUUUAUAGAGGAGGUCAGUCCAAAUGAAAAAAUUCUCAAAAUAAAGAAAAUCACACCCUACGAUACAGGCAUUUACAAAUGCGUGUCCAAGAAAAACUCCAAUCUGUUCAAAAGGCUCAUUUUUACUAUUCAUGGCCUACAAGUUGUUAAUGGGCAACGUUUGAGCGAGAUUCUUAAAAGACUGGUUGAUGGUAGUAAAAUUUCAGAUCAAAUAGGUGAUCGAUUAAACGCCGCAGGACUUCCCAAGUACAAGCCGCCUUCGUUGCCAUAUACUGGUCACAUAUCACUGGAAACGUCAACGUGAGGUAUAUAAGUGCUGUUCCCAAUGUGGAAUUUCACAGAAAUUUCCUGUAACACUCCUUCGGUACUUUUUGCACAAUUUAUUUAGAGGAAUUUUUUUAAUAUCAUUUCAAGUAAUAAUUUUUCAUCAAUUUUGUGAAAUUUCGAAAUAAACGUCUACAUUUACCUUA